Messenger RNA from Salmo salar (Atlantic salmon), 5662 nucleotides. The record is from RefSeq and is a predicted model, not a curated record. Lineage: Eukaryota; Metazoa; Chordata; Actinopteri; Salmoniformes; Salmonidae.
UCAAAAAAUAAACACGGCUUUAACUGCUACCCUUUUUUUUCCUGCAGUCUUUGUACAUUCUGUAGAAUUCUUCUCUCUCUAUUUCUCUGUGUGUCGGUAAAGAGACGUGAACUAAUCGAUCUGUCGUCAUAUAGGAGGUAGAGCAGUCAGAAGACUGUAGUUCAGAGAUCAUCGUCAGGACAGAAUGGAACACACCUUGCUCUGUGUGUUACUCUUGCUGAAUACACACUUCAACUCUGGACACUCUAAAGAUGAUGAUGGAGUGGCAAAGGCUGUUCUGACCAUACACCCCAACAGCUCCCAGAUAUUCAGUGGAGAGUCUGUCACUCUCAGAUGUGUCAUACAGGGGGGAGGAGUCACUGACUGGGAGUACACUUGGCGCAAGAAUGGUAAUUCUGACUCCUCCAGUAAGAAGAAUGAACAUGAGGUCAGUGCUGCUAAGGUUUCUGACAGUGGUGAUUACAGAUGUCUGGGGACACAUAUUGAUCAGAAGCAAUAUUCUAAAUGGAGUGAUGCAGUCAGACUGACAGUAACAGCUCUGCCCAAAGCUACACUGACUGCAGUACCAAACCCUGUGUUCCCUGGAGAGACAGUUACUCUGACGUGUUCAGUAGGGUCUGACAGUAUCUGGAGCUAUCAGUGGUACAAAGACAGGAAUGAUAAUGUAGUGUCCCAGUCUGUCAGACACACUAUAACAGGAGACACUCUCACCAUCAGUGGAUCAACAGUGAAUGAGGGUCCCUACUGGUGUCAGGGAAAAAGAGAGUCCAGACCCACUUCUUCAUCCAUCAGUGACCCUGUCACUAUCACUGUCAAUGCUCUGCCCAGAGCCUCAGUGAGUGUCUCUCCACAGGGUCUCCUCUACUCUGGAGAGACAGUCAGUCUGCAGUGUGUCAUACGAGGCUACACAUCCUGGACGUACUACUGGUCCAGAGACAACCAACACCUUCCCAGUCAGACCAGUAAAGGUAUCAUAUUCACCAUCCCCAUCACUCUGACUGGUCAGACUGGUCAGACUGGUCAGUAUAGAUGUGAGGGGCUGAGGACAGAUCGGCCCCAGAGGUCACUACCCAGUGAUGACGUCACCAUCAGUGUCACUGCUCUGCCCAAAGCUACACUGACUGUAGAACCAAACCCUGUGUUCCCUGGAGAGACAGUUACUCUGAUGUGUUCAGUAGGGUCUGACAGUAUCUGGAACUAUCAGUGGUACAAAGACAGGAAUGAUAAUGUAGUAUCCCAGUCUGACAGACACACUAUAACAGGAGACACUCUCACCAUCAAUGGAGCAACAGUGAAUGAGAGUCCCUACUGGUGUCAGGGAAAAAGAGAGUCCAGACCCACUUCUUCAUCCAUCAGUGACCCUGUCACUAUCACUGUCAAUGCUCUGCCCAGAGCCUCAGUGAGUGUCUCUCCACAGGGUCUCCUCUACUCUGGAGAGACAGUCAGUCUGCAGUGUGACAUACCAGGCUACACAGACUGGACGUACUACUGGUUCAGAGACAACCAACACCUUCCCAGUCAGACCAGUAAAGGUAUCAUAUUCACCAUCCCCAUCACUCUGACUGGUCAGACUGGUCAGACUGGUCAGUAUAGAUGUGAGGGGCUGAGGACAGAUCGGCCCCAGAGGUCACUACCCAGUGAUGACGUCACCAUCAGUGUCACUGCUCUGCCCAAAGCUACACUGACUGUAGAACCAAACCCUGUGUUCCCUGGAGAGACAGUUACUCUGAUGUGUUCAGUAGGAUCUGACAGUAGCUGGAGCUAUAAGUGGUACAAAGACAGGAAUGAUAAUGUAGUAUCCCAGUCUGGUUACAGUAACAUUGGAGUCUCUCACACCAGUAAAGCUGCUGAGUCUGACCAGGGUCAGUACUGGUGUGAAGGGAACAGAGCGUCUAGACCCACAUCUUCACAACCAAGUGAUCCUGUCACUCUCACUGUAAAAGACUAUCUGCCAAAGACCACACUGACUUCAGACAAAGAGAACAUAUUCACAGGAGACAGUGUGACACUGAGCUGUACUGUAGAGUCUUCUGGAUGGAAGUUUUACUGGUACAGACACAGACCAGACUCUACACCAGUAACCACAACCUCUGGAUACUCCUACACACUCAGCUGGGUCAGUGUCUCUGAUGGAGGACAGUACUGGUGCAGAGCUGGGAGAGGAGACCCAGUCUACUACACCCUGUACAGUGACCCAGUCCAGAUAAUCAUUACUGAGAGACCUGUUGCUGUUCUGAUCCUCCAACCCAACUGGACGCAGAUAUUCAGAGGAGAGACUGUUACUAUGAGAUGUGACAUACAGGGAGGAGGAGACACUGACUGGGACUACAGAUGGUAUAAGAAUAGUCAGUUAUUCAGCCCCUUUAACACAAAGCCUGAGUACAGAAUCAGUCCUGUCUACAGGUCUAACAGUGAUUCAUAUACCUGUGAGGGUGUAAAGGGAAACAAGUUCUCCAAGACCAGUGAGGCUGUAAAACUGACCGUGUCUGAUCAACCCCAACCUGUCCUGAGUAUCUCUCCUCAGUGGCUGAACCCUGGGGCCUCGGUGAUGCUGAGCUGUGGGGUUAAAGACCUGUCUACAGACUGGUGGUUCUCCUGGUACAGGACUGUUCCCUACAGAGCUGGGUUACCCUCCCUAUCAGACAAGUCUUACUCUCUACAGCCCAUAUCUGACAAUGUCACUAGUGAAGACUCCUACACUCUGAUCCCUGCUGGUGCUACUCCCACAGGAGGAUAUGUGUGUAGAGCUGGGAGAGGAGACCCAGUCUAUGAUACACUCUACAGUGAACCUCAGUGUCUCUGGUCAGGAGAUCUGCAGCCUUCAGUGUCUCUUACAGUAAAUCCCAACACAACUCAACAUUUUAGAUGGACAUCUCUCUCACUGAGCUGUGAGCUGAAGGGGAACUCUACUGGAUGGAGACUGAAGAGAUACACAGAGACAGCAUGGCAGUCAGAGUGUCCAUCUACCUGGAGAUCAAUAACAGAAUCCACCUGCACCAUCACAUCAUUGGACACAUGGUCCAGUGGAGUGUUCUGGUGUGAGUCUGGAUCAGGAGAGUACAGUAAUGCUGUCAACAUCACAGUAAAUGAUGGUGAUGUGAGCCUGGAGAGUCCUGUCCAUCCUGUGACCGAAGGAGACUCUGUGACUCUGACCUGUACAUUUAGAUAUCAGGAAACAAAUCCUAAACUCAAGGCUGAUUUCUACAAAGAUGGAGUACUCAUCAAGAAUGAGACCACAGGAGAGAUGACCAUCCCUACAGUAUCCAAGUCAGAUGAAGGAUUCUAUAAGUGUAAAUCUGGUGAACGAGAAUCACCAGAGAGUUGGGUGACAGUAAGAGUCUCUCCAGUCGUAUCUCCUGGAUCCUCUACAUCAGUCCUAGUAGGAGUGGUUGUGGGUCUGGUUGUUGCUGGUGUUCUACUGGUCAUUCUCCUGGUCCUGCUGUGGAGAUAUCAAAACAGAAAAGGUUCCUGUUUCAACAGAAUAUUCUGGCCCCUUCAGCCCCAGAGCACCAACCAGGACCCCCAACAGGACCAAGGAUCUACCCAGGGCCAGACUCCAGAUACUGUUUAUACACAUCUCCAGCAUGGUGAUGCUAACAUCUACGAUACAAUCAAUCCCUCAGACAACAAUGAUAAUGAUGCUGCUGGUGCUUCUGCUGCUGGACCAAGUCAUGUGACUUACGCCCAGAUUCAACUCAAAAAGUUGGACAAGAAAAAGAAAGAAAAGCGAGAUUAUCUAAAAGAAAAUCCAGUCUACUCUGAGGUGAAGACAGGGAAAGCCACAGCAGCAGCUGGACAUUUUGAUGUGACCUAUGCUGAGGUUGACCUUCAAAAGAAGGUCAAAGCCAAGAAGAAGAGAGGGAACACUCCUACUCUCUAUCCUCCACUAUGGCCGUUGUUCCAGAAGUUGACAACCCAGUGAGCGCUUUAUCAGGAAGACCAGAACCACAGAACACCCCUGGAUCUGAGGUGACAUCUGUCUACAUCACUGCAGGGAGACCAGGAGCAGUACCAGUAGCAGCAGUAGAAGAAGAGGGACAUCCAGGGGACAAAGAGUACACUUCAUCAGAAGAGAGGAAAGAACCACAGUCCCCCCCAGGCAGAGACACUCUUCAGCACCCUACAGAUACCAGUUGCAGCACAGCGCCACCCAGUGGGCAAAGGAAAUAAUCUAAAGAAACCAGACACGGUGUACUACACAAUAGGAGAUUACCCCUCCAUCCUCCUCAGAGACCCACUGAUGUUACUUUGAUUAAGAUUUAACCCAUAAACUCAGGUACCGAAUGCAAACACAGGGGAAAUUAUGAAGGAGAGAGAAUUAUAAUAAUGGAUUUUUUGUUGUUGUCUAAUUUCAUCCAUAUUUAAAGUGGAAAUCUGCAAUUCCUACGUACUUUUACAUUAAUUGUGUAUAACUAUUGAUCCAUGCAGAAUACAACAUAUGCUUGUUUUACUCCGUUGUUUGUAAAAAUUGUAGUUGUAAAAAAUUGGUGGCCGCUUUGUUAUUAUUUAGACUGCAGAUUUCCCCUUUAAUUAUAUAAUGUUUUACAUACUGUCUUAUUUUAUUUUGUCCUGUGGACAAAAGCUCACAUAUCGGAGUGGCUGCAGUUCUGGAUUUUCUGUAAACGCGAUAAUAUAUAUUUUUUUUAUUUAGAUGCUGCCUACUCCGCUGCCUACAUAGCUGCUGCUAAACUCUCCACUGUCAUUAGCCUACAUCAUCACACAAAACGCAGAUUGUUUUUGCUCCAAUGCAAUGAGAAGGCACUGCGUCCUGCUUGUGCAACUGCCAUUAAAAACAGAGAAGGUUGUAACCUUCAUAAAGGCCUUGACUGUUUGUUCAAACGAGGCAGAGACUUAUGCUACAUCAUCAUGGUUCAGAGGAUGGUGAGUAAAGAGAGAAACGUGAAGGGAGGUUGAGUGUGAACAGCAGCUACGUAGAAAUAAUGUGUGUACGGUAUGUAAAAACAGAAUAUGAUCCGGAUCUGUAGCUUUAAGAGGUUUCCAGAGCGGUGGUCCUCAAAUACAGUGAAAUAUAGCUAGUACUCUGCGUUAACAUCCACAUCAUACAUUAUGGGUUCGUUUUCCUGGACAUAGAUUAAGCCUAGUCCCAGACUAUAAACUACGUUAAAUGGAGAAUCUUCACUGAAUAUGCUUCUUAGUCCAGGACUGAAUUGACUGGAAUUUUAAUGGAUUUCAAACCAACCCUGUCGUUUAGUGUUACUGUUAUUUUAUGUUUUCUUCUUCACUGGAAUAUAUGUAUUGGCAGUGGCGAUUUUAGCAUGUAAAUCUUGGUGGGGCAAAAAAUAAAUGAAGUGGAAUGCAUGCCAGCAAAGCCACUACACAACACAACACUAAACAAUACAUGCAUUUCACUAUAACAGUGACAAACGGUGGCCACAAUCUGUUAGGGCCUACAUAAAGCUGUCCCUACAGCAGAGUCCCAACAGCAGUCCGAACACCUUACCACUGCUACACCUGGCUAUCAGCGGAGCCUUGUCUGGCAGCGAAAUAGUUCAUUCAGCCUCAUUUACUGCCUUUAAGAAAAUAACAUAGCUAUAUGCCUGACUUGCUAAACAAAUGUAGUUUCUACUAAUGAUUGAGAUGUACAAACUAUGGCAUAAGGGGACGACAAGCGGAUGAGAGGCAAUCCGUAGUUUCGAUUAAG